Messenger RNA from Epithele typhae, 708 nucleotides. RefSeq lists its product as uncharacterized. Lineage: Eukaryota; Fungi; Basidiomycota; Agaricomycetes; Polyporales; Epitheliaceae. The transcript has 8 exons. The record is from RefSeq and is a predicted model, not a curated record. Bases 1 to 708 code for a protein of 235 amino acids.
AUGAUGGAGACCUUCAAGAACGAGUGUUCUGAUCUGAACAUUUGUGAAUACGCAACAUCGGUGAUGCAGGUGCCUUCUGCGGCCGCGCCUGUCAUAUCGUCCGGGAUCCACGAAGUUGGCAACUCCCCCGCCGACCCCAUGAUCAGUGGCCAGCCGCCAGUGACCGUGACAAUAAGCAUCACGCUCUCCGUUGGCACGCCUAUCCACGAUAACUCACCGGCCUCCAGUGCCGUCAUUUUGAAGAAAGUGGAAGUGCCCGCUCUUCUCAUCAUCGAAGACCAUCUCAUCACCGCUCAAACGCUCAGGAGCGCGCCGAAGACAGCAGGCAACCAGUCGAUGAGCGUGGGCAUGGAGCACAGUGAGUAUGCGACGUAUGCGCGCUCGAGCUCUGACAGCGCACCACGCUACACGCGCGGGCCUUCACCGGAGUCAGCGUGCAGGGCGAGCCCGUCGCGCGCGUACAGCGACACGCCGAUGAGGGCAGUCAACGCGAGCCCCACCACUUCCGUGAGCGGGGACGUGACGGAGUACGCGUGGCUGUGGCAGAAGAACAAGGGGCGUCGAGGUCGACGAGGCUGGCGCGGGGCGAGCCGGGAGGGGUAUGGAGCGCCUCGUCCGGGGGCCGGUGGCGAGGAGAGAGGGAUGUGGGUAGCGAUUAAGCUGAGAUGCAAUGCCAAGGUCAAGGAGUUGAGCUCGGGACUACGGUGA